This is a messenger RNA of Lentinula edodes (shiitake mushroom), 994 nucleotides long. Its product is annotated as class I glutamine amidotransferase-like protein. Bases 225 to 953 code for a protein of 242 amino acids. NCBI's taxonomy places the organism in Eukaryota, Fungi, Basidiomycota, Agaricomycetes, Agaricales, Omphalotaceae. The record is from RefSeq and is a predicted model, not a curated record. The transcript has 5 exons.
GUCGCUCUUCCACGUCACCCGGUUAGGAACAUGUCUUCAACGGGAAGGACCAACGCUGCUUGAAAUUCCCCGCUUCGAACGUAGGGAACGGAGUUCAAGUUCCACAGUCGUGCAUCGUGAAUACAAGUUUCACGUGUACGUCUGCUACGCAAUCCCAUAGACGAAUACUCCAUAUAAAGGCUCUGCGGUGCACAACGGUCUCCAACUUUCUUGUUUGUGCAUCUAUGUCUUCAAGCGUUGAAUCCUCCCUCGUCGUGGACAAGACCUACCAUCUCGCAGUCUGUCUCUUCCCCCGAGUGACAACCCUCGAUUACCAGGGACCCGUUGAACUUCUAGGAUGUUUUCCUUCAGAUCUCCGCGCGGAACCUAACUCCCAUCUUCAGUUUUUCAAAGACUAUCUUCCCCCUUUCGCUAUCGACGUGGAAUAUAUCUCUCAUUCGGAGGAUGCUAUUACGCCCGCUGCGGGCCCGAACGUCCUUCCAACAGGAACCUACGAAGGUGUAAUGAAUUCUGGGAGACAGUUCGAUAUAAUAUUGAUUCCGGGCGGUCUACUUUCUAAUCCUACCCAAGUACAUCCCUCGUUGCUGCAAUUUCUGAAACAGCAAGCUCCCGGAGUAAAACACAUCCUCACUAUCUGUACUGGAUCGUGGAUUCUUGCUGGAGCCGGGUUGUUGAACGGAAAAAAGGCUACUACCAAUAAAUCGAUGUACAACGUUGUCAAGGAAAGCACCAAAGACUUGAACAUUACCUGGAUUCCAAAAGCCAGAUAUGUAGCAAACGAUGACAUGAAGAUUUGGACUAGCUCUGGCGUUACUGCUGGUAUGGAUCUGGCACAUGCUUUCCUUGAAUAUCUCGCGGGACCCGAUAUUGCAAAUUCAUUAGGCAAUUUGCUGGAGAUGAACUAUAAAGAUGAGGGAGACGAUGAUUUUGCAGCGCUAUAUGGAUUGGUAUAAACCAGCUAGCUUGAAAGCCCCACUGUAUUCCGAUCUCUGCU